Messenger RNA from Contarinia nasturtii (swede midge), 1864 nucleotides. RefSeq lists its product as uncharacterized. The coding region runs from base 239 to 1864 and encodes 541 amino acids. The record is from RefSeq and is a predicted model, not a curated record. The transcript is spliced from 7 exons. Lineage: Eukaryota; Metazoa; Arthropoda; Insecta; Diptera; Cecidomyiidae.
UUCAUGUAAAUUCUGUUUUUUUUCUAUUCGUUUCGGGGGUGAUUGCGCGCUACGCCGAAAAACUUCUGUGUUAUGACUUGAACUGUUUCAACCGAAUUUUUUUUCGUUCAGUAUCAAAACGUAUGGGUUGGACAAAACAUCAUCAUUGCAACAACUCAACGUCAGUGUUUCGAGAAAACACAAUCCGAGCUAUCAGAGACGAUUGAAUUUGGCUUUUGCAUUGUUGUGGAAAACAAAAAUGUCAUGUGCACGGCCGCCAAAUUUUCUUUUGCAUAAACAAAAAUCUCUGGUUUGUGAGUCAGUGUGUCACGAGCGGCGUCUUCGUUUACGCAAGCAAUUCUCAGUUGAUCAAAAUCAUGACAUUUCGAAUCAUCGUUCUGUUCACGGACAGAAUCAACCAAAAAAUGGAAAGGUGAUCAACAGCAAUUCUUGGGGCUGCAAUAAUCCCGAGGCUAGCCUACGAAUUGUUACAGCCAUCAAAAAUAAGACACAAAACCAUGGAAGCGAACCAAAUGAACAAGUGCAAAAAUGUCCGGAUAACGAUGUGUUGCCAAACAAGUCACGGAAAAAGAACGAAGAAAAAAUCAACAUAAAUAUUUUUUUGGCACAAAAUGUACCCGAAUUAGAUUUAGGCAGUGAUUCGGAGAGCGGAGUUAAAAAAAUGAAAAAUGUGAAUGAUCAGAGCGAUCCAAAGCCAAUAUCAAAUCGGUUGACUGUUGAAACGCGUCGAAGUCAGUUUCGCCAAAGAAAUCUGUCACUGAGUGAGCCACGUCCGCGUUUAAUGCGUGCAAUGUCUGCACCAAUUCGACCAAUUCUACCGCCAGACGCACACGAAAAAGUAAUUUCAUCAAGUAAUCAAUCUCAAGGUGGUACCAAAAAGCGAUUACGUCGAAAAAAAAUCGCUCCAAUUGAAAUGAGUCCAUUUAGUUUAAAAGUUGCACAACAUACGCAACAGUAUACCAGCAAUGCAAGCAAACUGGUGUCACAACGAUCAUCAUUUGAUGAACGUCCCUCAACGGCUAAAUCAAUGAACAGCUAUCGUUCACUAAAAUCAGUCAAACCGCCAAAAACAUCGACGUCGAUUCAACCAAGGGCCAAAUCAGCAAUGAAUGGAUGUGAAAUUAUAACGCUAGUUUCGUUAUUGAGCCCAGGUGCUAGUGAUUCGGAAAAAGAAGACUAUUCAAUUAGCGCCAAUGACAGUUCGGGCGAAAAGGUUAUUCCAUCUCUAAGAAAAAUUGGAAAGUCGGUUUCAUUUCAGGACGAUGAUAGUUUCGGCGAUGAUGAUCCAAUUAUCGAUUUGCCGUCGGUAUUACGAAGAGCAUCUCUUGUGCCUAAAAUUAGACUAAAUCGUCCACCCACUGCACCACCUGGUUCAAUAUUUCACAAGUCUAAUGCAAUCAGUGAAAUCGGCAUGAGUGGUGACAACAACAAAGUGACUGUUGGUGAAACUGGCGAUUCAAUUGAAAAUCCAAUUUCUCAACUCGGUCAAAGCGGUGGCGAAAUCUCCAAAAUACCCAUUAACAUUGUGAAUGCAACGGUACCAAUGCGAAAAUCAUCAAUUGAUAUAUUUGAUCCAAGUACCGUUUAUCCAGAAUAUGUACGCAGUAUCAAAGAGAAAGAGUGCUGGUUACUCUUUCAAAAAAUGGCUAAAAAAGGAAUAACCGUGAGCUAUGAAACUAUUUUACGUGGAAUGCUGCCACCGAACGAGGUACGGGCCGUCGAGAAAAAGCAAAAAGAAAUUUUCGAACGGCAAGCCAGCAUUGAGUUAGAAGCAGCCACAUCUACCGAAUGUGAUAUUAGUAAAAAAACAUUGUUAAAUUCAUAUGGAUUAUUUGCGAUUUUAACGUUCGCAUUGAUCAUUUAG